Exophiala xenobiotica is the source of this 2028-nucleotide messenger RNA. RefSeq lists its product as uncharacterized. NCBI's taxonomy places the organism in Eukaryota, Fungi, Ascomycota, Eurotiomycetes, Chaetothyriales, Herpotrichiellaceae. The transcript has a single exon. The coding region runs from base 1 to 2028 and encodes 675 amino acids. The record is from RefSeq and is a predicted model, not a curated record. Gene Ontology annotation, molecular function: oxidoreductase activity, acting on paired donors, with incorporation or reduction of molecular oxygen; monooxygenase activity; iron ion binding.
AUGCCGUCCAUAAUACUCCUUGCUGCCGUUCUUUACCUGGUAUACUUGGUUACCAGCACUUUUGUCAGCCUUUUUCGCAAUAUCAAACGAGCCAAACAAUCCGGAAUUCCCUAUGUUGUUGUCCCAGUCUAUUAUCUUAACCCAUUCUGGCUCAUCACGAAUCAGCUCUAUCUACCAUUGCUGGCUAAGCUGCCCCAAACAUGGACUUGGUGGGUGGACUUUUGUCUGCCGGAUUUCAACUACAAUUACAGCAUCGAGAUCUUCCAACGUGUGGGAAGUGAUACGUUCUUGACCGUCGCCCCGGGUGGCAUUAUGAUGCACACGGCAGAUCCAGCUGCCAUCCAUCAGAUUACGACACGGAGGAACGAUUUCCCCAAGCCGACGGCCAUUUACCGGUCAGUGGAUAUCUAUGGCAAGAAUGUGGUCUCAACCGAGGGCGCCAUGUGGCGUCAGCAUCGUAAGGCCACUAGUCCGCCAUUCACAGAGAAGAACAACCAUCUCGUCUGGGCGGAGAGCAUUGAUUUGGCUAAUGCGAUGUUGGCCUCGUGGACGGGCCCAGACGGACAAGGCAACAAGACCGUCGACCGGGUCAUGGACGACACGAUGCGCCUCAGUUUGUACGUAAUCAGUCGAGCAGGCUUUGGGCGGAAGUUGCAGUGGCCAUCAGAAGACGCAAAAGCUGAUAUCGAUGUCAAUUAUGUCGACCAGUCAAAGAUACAGAACCAAAGGGAUGAUCGAGAUCGAGGACAUUCAAUGAGCUAUACCUAUGCCAUCCAUUGCUUGUUGGACAACAUUCUGUUCCAAUUUCUCCUACCUCGGUGGCUGAUGGCGCGAGUUCCCUUCAAGAUCGUUCAGAAGGCAAACGAGGCGUAUGUGGAAUGGGGCAAUUACAUGAAAGAAGCUGUUGCGUCGAAGAGAGACACUCUGCAAGAGGGAGAAGAGAGCAAAGACCAGAUGGAUAUCCUGAGCCAACUGGUAAAGAAUCAAAUGAAUGAAAAGAGCAAGGAUCCUCCUCUGACAGACUCUGAAGUAUUGGGAAACAUGUUCGUUCUCAUACUGGCCGGCCACGAGACAGCAGCGAAUUCGAUCCAUUUUUCUCUGCUUUACCUGGCGCUUGACCCUCGGACGCAACGAGCAGUGCAAAAGGACCUGGACCGGAUUUUCCAAGGCAGACCACCUUCUGAAUGGGAUUAUGAUCGAGACUUGCCCUCCCUCUUCGGCGGCAUGAUUGGUGCUGUGUUAGCUGAGGAACUGCGACUGAUUCCGCCUGUGAUAGGUAUACCUAAAUCGACCUGGGGAGUGGGAGAUCAGCCGAUCACCCUGGAGGGCAAGCAAUACACUGUGCCAGGUGGUAUUUAUAUCAGUCUUGCCACAUCCAACGUCCACCGAAAUCCGAAAUACUGGCCCACUACCAAGCCGAACUUUCCCGGCGGUAAACCUGUUCAUCCGGUAGCCAACCUGGAUAAUGACCUUGAAGAAUUUCGACCCGAACGGUGGUUGCUGGAUGGCGAAGCUGAGGUCCAGACCACUAUUGCAGAUGACAACAAGGAGAUGCCGAAUGAGGCACUCACAUCAGACGGUCUGGGGGUCAAUGAAUCAUCUGAUACCUCCGACCGAUUCUACAAACCACCCAAAGGAGCUUAUGUACCAUUUAGCGACGGUUAUCGGGCAUGCCUCGGACGACGAUUUGCUCAAGUCGAGGUCCUGGCAGUGCUGGCGGUUCUCCUACAGAACUAUUCGGUGGAACUGGCGGUUGAUCGCUGGGCGAACGACGAGGAAGUCAUCGAAAUGGACGAGGAUGCCCGCGUGGAACUAUGGCAGAAGGCUGCUGAGCGGGCAAGGGACUUGAUGCUCCAUGGCCUCAGUGUUAUCAUAUCUUUGCAAAUGAGGAAAGGAACCGUACCUCUACGGUUUGUACCGAGAGGGAAGGAGAGAUUCCCUGAUGAUGUGGACCAGAGAUGGAAAGAUAAGCAUCCUGACCUGUGCAGGAGACCCGAACCCAUCCCCAACUGGAGGUACUGGGGAUGA